AUGUUUCAGCUUCCCCGUGUCCCAACCACUGACCAAAUUCUCCCCCUCAUGCAUCAAAUUAUCGAUGAACUCACUCAGACGCGCAAUUCAGUACUCAAAGCAACGACUCCAGAAACAGCCACCUUUGCGAACACUCUUCUUCCCUUGGCGCAGACCGAAAAUGCAGUCCAAGGCCAGCUAGCCAUGAUCGACAUGCUACAGUACGGUGCUCCAUUACGGGAAACCCAGGAUGUCGUUCACUCCGCCUUGAGCGUCUAUGCCGAAGCACAGGCGGCAUGGAUCGCCAACGGGGAUUACUUCCGUCUACUGCGGGCUGUUCGCGACAACCGAGAGGACUUUGAGUCAUUGGAUGCGGAAUCGCAACAUUUGCUCGAACGUGAGUUGACUGUAUACCGAAUGGCAGGGCACGGGGAGCUGGAUGCGGAAGAGGUGGAAGGCUUCUUGCAGGAAGGGGCAAAUAUUGGACAAAUAGAGAGGAAGUUUCAGGAGAAUAUAUCAAGGGAAGAUGGGGGCGUAUGGUUUACACGGGACGAGUUGGAGGGAGUACCAGCGAGUGACUUGGGGAAGUGGAAGUCGGAUGGUGAGAAAGAAAAAGAAAAGCUAUUUGUGCCUUUUGCGAAUGGAGGUACACUGGCAGUGUUGACCUAUGCUCGUCGCCCCGAAACGCGGAAGAAGAUGUUCUUGGCCGAUAAUCACAAGCUCCAGAGCAAUAAGCCAUUAUUUGAGAAGAUCAUUCGCCAACGGGCUCGGCGGGCCCAUCAAUUGCAUCAUUCCACCCACGCCGAGUAUCGGCUACAGCAACGUAUGGUAAAGGAUCCGAAAUGGCUAGGUGGGUUUCUCAACAACCUCAAGGACACACUGUGCGCCCGGGGUAAAGAUGAAAUUGCAGUCUUGCAGCAAAGGAGAGUGAAGGAUCUGGGAGACAAGCAUGACACAGAUUGUGUGGGAUUUCCUCCGUGGGAUAAAUCCUAUUACAUGCGGUUAGUAGAAGAAGAGGUUGCGGUUGACCAGCUGCAGCUAUCCGAGUUCUAUCCCCUCGAACAAACAGCCAUAGGGAUGCUGGGUAUUUUUGCUUCGGUUUUGGGUCUCCAGUUCGAGCCUCUCAAAGCUGAUGAGGGGUCUCUCUGGCAUGAGUCCGUUCGCGUAUUCUCCGUCUGGGAGAGUACCCCCGACAAACAAUUUAUUGGCUAUCUCUACUUCGAUCUGCUAUGGAGAGAAAACAAAUAUCGCGGUAACCAGAGCGUGAAUCUUCAAUGUGGCUACCUCCGCCCGGAUGGCAGUCGGCAAUACCCUGCCACAAUCCUCAUGUGUUCCUUCCCUACUCCCACUCCCACCAGUUGUGCCUUGCUCAAGCACCAUCAAGUGGUAACCCUCUUCCACGAAAUGGGUCAUGGAAUCCACGAUCUCCUUGCACGAACAAAAUACGUCCGUUUUCAUGGCUACCGGCUUCCCCCUGACUUCGGAGAGAUGCCCAGUAUGAUGCUCGAGAACUGGUGCUGGAUGAAAGAGGUUCUGCAGGGCCUCAGCUGCCACCAUACUAGGCUAGAGAACAGUUACUUGAUGGAGUGGCGCAAGCAACAUCCCAGCUCACCCGAUCCGCCAAUGAAAAUUCCGGAGGAUGUAGUCGAACGCCUUAUCAAGCAUCGUUAUCUGAACCGAGGGCUUUAUCAUUUGUAUCAGUUGUCAAUCUCCAUUUUCGACUUGCAAAUCCAUAGUCUCAAGACAGAUGCAGAUAUUUCUGGCCUAAAUGUUCAGAAGCUCUGGUAUGACAUCCGUGAGGAGGUUGAAAGUAUGGACUUCUCCGAGUGCCGAGACGGCUAUGCAUUUGGAACGUUCAGUCAUCUGACAGCGGGCUAUGAUGUCUGCUACUAUGCUUAUCUUAUCUGCACGGCAAUGGCCCAGGACGUCUUUCUUUCUGUCUUUGCUGAAGGCCCAUUCCAGAAGGACAAGUGGGAGAAGUACCGUCGUGAGAUUCUGCAAAACGGUGGCGGCCAGCAAGACUUGUUUCAGAUGCUGGAGAAGUUCUUGGGUCGUCCACCAAAUAUGAAUGCCCUUGUGGAAGGUUUGAGGCGAGCAGACAGUCAACAUUAG
This is a messenger RNA of Aspergillus luchuensis, 2091 nucleotides long. Its product is annotated as M3 family metallopeptidase. The coding region runs from base 1 to 2091 and encodes 696 amino acids. Gene Ontology annotation, biological process: peptide metabolic process; proteolysis. NCBI's taxonomy places the organism in Eukaryota, Fungi, Ascomycota, Eurotiomycetes, Eurotiales, Aspergillaceae. The record is from RefSeq and is a predicted model, not a curated record. The transcript has 5 exons. Gene Ontology annotation, cellular component: mitochondrial intermembrane space. Gene Ontology annotation, molecular function: metalloendopeptidase activity.